AUGGAUGCGGCUCCGCCUAUUGUCGCGAAGAUGCAGGCAAUGAAGGAGCAAAUGGAAGUUAUGAUGAACGCCCUCAAGGGACAAGUAUCCAGCGAUCUUGAUGACCUACGAGAGGACGAGAUGCUGAGGUCCUACAUAACUCGUUUCAACAAGAAGGCCUUCUCAAUUGACGAGGCAGACGACAAGAUACUCAUGACAGCAUUCACUAAUGGGCUACGAAAGGGUAAGUUCCUAUUUUCUCUAUACAAGAACGAUCCAAAGACCAUAUCGGAAGUGCUUUACAGGGCUACCAAGUAUAUGAAUGCAGAGGACGCACUGCUGGCCCGCAAAGAUAAGCCUAGAAAAAAAGAAAGACAGGAGGAUACACGACAUGAUAGGGAGCACAAAAUGUCUAGGACCGGAGAUCGACGGGAUGAUAGACGCUCCAAACCCUCUACUGGGAGGUUCACAAGCUUCACCCCGUUAACUGCCCCAAUAGAUUAA
This is a messenger RNA of Quercus robur (English oak), 483 nucleotides long. RefSeq lists its product as uncharacterized. The coding region runs from base 1 to 483 and encodes 160 amino acids. The record is from RefSeq and is a predicted model, not a curated record. The transcript is spliced from 2 exons. Lineage: Eukaryota; Viridiplantae; Streptophyta; Magnoliopsida; Fagales; Fagaceae.